Molecule: messenger RNA, 2253 nt
Organism: Centruroides sculpturatus (bark scorpion)
Lineage: Eukaryota; Metazoa; Arthropoda; Arachnida; Scorpiones; Buthidae
Gene: Med
Product: mothers against decapentaplegic homolog 4-like
Exons: 7
Coding region: 54-968 (304 amino acids)
Biological process (GO): transforming growth factor beta receptor signaling pathway; regulation of transcription by RNA polymerase II; anatomical structure morphogenesis
Cellular component (GO): heteromeric SMAD protein complex
Molecular function (GO): DNA-binding transcription factor activity, RNA polymerase II-specific; RNA polymerase II cis-regulatory region sequence-specific DNA binding; I-SMAD binding
Source: RefSeq, a predicted model, not a curated record
GUGAUACAUCUUGUCUUGAUACUCACAGUUUACAACAGAAUGGUAGUAAUUCUAUGGAAUCUAUCCAAACAUCUCAGUCUUUUAAUACAAUUGCAACAAAUGUAUGGGGUAGCAGUAGUGCAAAUCUAGUUCAGCCAUUAGUGCCAGCAUCAGUCCCAACUGUUCCAGAUGCUUCUUUGAGGCCUCAGCAUCCAGGUUAUUGGCAACAUCCUAAUCAAUUACAUAAUGAUAUGACUUUGCAAGGAACAUUAUCAACUCAGCCAGCUCCAGAAUAUUGGUGUUCCAUUGCAUAUUUUGAACUUGAUCAGCAAGUAGGAGAAACUUUUAAAGUCCCUUCAGCAUAUAGUAGUGUUAUUAUUGAUGGCUAUGUAGAUCCUUCAGGAGGAAAUCGAUUUUGUUUGGGAGCUUUGUCAAAUGUUCAUCGGACAGAACAUAGUGAGAAGGCCAGGCUACAUAUAGGCAAAGGAGUUCAACUUGAUCUUAGAGGUGAAGGUGAUGUUUGGGUUAGAUGUCUUAGUGAUCAUAGUAUAUUUGUACAGAGCUAUUAUUUGGAUAGAGAAGCAGGAAGAGCUCCUGGUGAUGCUGUACACAAGAUAUACCAAAGUGCCUAUAUCAAAGUAUUUGAUCUCCGUCAAUGCCAUAGACAGAUGCAGCAACAAGCAGCUACAGCCCAGGCAGCUGCUGCUGCUCAAGCUGCAGCAGUUGCUGGACAUAUGCCUGGUCCCUCUUCAGUUGGUGGAAUUGCACCAGCCAUAAGUUUGUCUGCCGCAGCAGGAGUCGGUGUGGACGACUUGAGACGUUUUUGUAUAUUACGCCUAAGUUUUGUAAAAGGUUGGGGACCUGAUUAUCCCCGACAGAGCAUAAAAGAGACUCCCUGCUGGAUUGAAGUACAUCUGCACAGGGCAUUACAACUGUUGGAUGAAGUUUUGCACACCAUGCCCCAUCAUAAUCCCCAACCCCAUGAAUAAUAUACAAAUAUCCAUUAUCUAAAUAUUGUAUAUUAUUUUUUCUAAUUUUACUCAAAUUCUGAACAACAAUUAUAUGCAUAAAUUCAUUUAAAUAAAUAAAUAAUUAGAUAUUUAUAUUUUGAUUUUGCAUGCACUCGUCUACACUCGAUGACAAAACUUUGUAAUAUACAGCAUUUGUUUCAUUUACAUUUUAAUCAUCUGGACAUAAUUUUAAAUCAUAAAUUCAUUUCAUUAAAUUACUUUUUAUUAUAAUAUAAACAAUACAAUUGUAUGUUUGUUCAUUCUUUUGUAUGUUUCUUGAAGUUUUUCAGAUUUUAUAAAUUUUGCGAAUAUAAAAAUAUCGAAAGAGUGUCAACUAAAUUACUUUAGCCGUCUUACAAUAUACAAGAUAACUAUAAAUUGGAAAGUGCCAUGCCAUCAAAUUCUCUCUAAGGAAACUAUGUGUAUCUUUAUUGUUUUUAAGUAGUUUUAUUCAUUUUUUUUAUUGAUUAUAAAGUAUGUAAGCUAUAAAUAAAAAAUAUUGUGUAUAUAGCACUGUAUUCUAUAUUGAUUUUAGCUAUUAAACAGUUGUUUUAAUUGUCUUCUAUAUAUAUUAAAAAACACAUUUCUGUAAGAAAUAUACAAAAGUGAAAUCGAUUAUUAAUUUUAAAUGUUAAUAAAUCAAAAUUUUGUCAUUUAAUUUCUUAUUUGUAAAUAGCAAAAUGCAAUACCAUUUCUGUUGCAGAAGGAUGCAAAUCAUAAUUAUCGGUUUGUGUGGUCGAAACUAAAUUGCUGUUUGUUUCGUGAUUGAUUGAGCAGAGCAUCUGGCUAGAAUCACAGAAGAAAUAAAUUGUUUUUGUAAAAAGUUGUCACAAUCUUUUGACAGAAUAUUAUGUUUACUAUAAACAGAUAAAUUUAAAUUAUUCUAAUCUAAAUUGCAAUGCAACAUUUUGAAGUAAUGAAUUGUAUAAUAAUAAAAUUGCAAUCUCUUUUUACUUUUGUAAUUUUUAUUUAGGAAAACAUGAUGAAGAAAUUCUAAUAAAUUAUCACUAAAAUUUGAUAAUUUUUUUCAUAUUAAGAAAUAUGCAAAUAUCUAUUUAAAUUUUGUUUUUUCUGUUCGGAAAGUGAAGUUGCUUAACAUAGAUCUUUGUAUGUAUUGUCAAUUGCAUAAUAUUUUUAUAAUUAUCUUGUAUAUUUAUAUAAUUGUCUCGUAACAUGAUGUACUUUAUGUGAACGGUCAAAUAAUGUAACUGGAUAGAACUAUAGAAGAAAAUAAAAAUUUAUAAUUGAUUAAAUUUGGGAACAU